Camelina sativa (false flax) is the source of this 5526-nucleotide messenger RNA. RefSeq lists its product as uncharacterized. Gene Ontology annotation, molecular function: nucleic acid binding; RNA-DNA hybrid ribonuclease activity. The record is from RefSeq and is a predicted model, not a curated record. Gene Ontology annotation, biological process: DNA integration. NCBI's taxonomy places the organism in Eukaryota, Viridiplantae, Streptophyta, Magnoliopsida, Brassicales, Brassicaceae.
AUGUCUCAGACCAAUCACUCAAGCAACGAAGUUGUCAACUCACCUGCAGCUCGCGACGUGUCUCCCAGGCGAACUGUAUGGGGACGCACCCGUGCAAGGACGGGCCAACUCCAAGGCGUCAACGGAACCGAAGCAGUUACGGGCGAAGACGCAACACUCACUGACCGCGCAGCCGUAGGCGCUACGCGUGUCGCUCAAACCAACGGCGUAGCCAUAGGCGCUACGUCCCCUGCUCGUGAAACCAUUGGAGUCAAUCCAACCGACCGUGAAGCCAUAGGCGCUACGCGUGUCGCUCCGACAAAUGGCGGAACCAAUGGAGCAAUCCUUCCUGAUCGAGUAGCUGUUGAAGACGCUCCAAAUGGCCGCGAAGCUAUGGGCACUACGCGCGACAUUUACCCCCGUCGAUCAUCCAGACACGUGAAAAUCAGUCAAGCCGCGCUUGACGAAGCUGUACGAAGAACCUUGGAUAAGAUGAGCGGUCAAGCGGCGCAGAUAGAAUCGCAAGGACGAAAUGACCAUGCAAGGCAUCAUCGGCGACAGGAAGAUGACGCAGCUGAGCACAAUGCUAAUGGAAGCUCCCGACUCUCGUCGAUCAUCGUUGGACCCAAUGGUGAGCAGCCAAGGGUACAUUUUCAGGCCAGUCAGGUCUCCGCAGAUCAGCGUGCUGACGCAAGUCGCUCCGAGAAUGCUGAGAAUCACGCGCUACGGCAAGAACUUCAGCAGAUGCAAGCUCAGCUGCAGACGCUUACGACUCAGAUGCACCGAGCGACGAGUGCAGCACCAGAGCUAGAAACCGUGCUAGCAGAAGCAAGGCGUUCACCUUUCACUGCAAGGGUUUCAGGAGUUAGAGUCAAGCACAAUCCUGACAAUAGCAAGAACAGACCAAUUCCGUAUGAUGGAAAGGGCGAUCCCACCGUCUUCCUGAAGUCAAUGACAAUCCAUAUCAGUCGAUUGUAUUUUUCACCUGAGGAAGCAGAUGCGGGGAGCUGUCAGCUGUUCGUCGAGAGUCUUUCCGGCGAAGCGCUCAAUUGGUUCUCUAGACUUGAAGCCAACUCAAUCGAUGGAUACGAGGCAUUAACAAGCGCGUUCCUUCAACAUCACCAGUGCUUCAUGCGCAUACCUGCGUCAAAUGCUGAUCUAUGGAGAAUGUAUCAGAAACGUGACGAGUCAUUACGGACUUUCAUGGAUAGAUUUAAAGAUGUCGUGUCCCGAUUAUCUAUAAGUGACGAAUCUGCAAUCGGCGCAUUGAAAAACGCGCUCGCCCGGGGUACCAGAUUCAAAGACGAUCUAACAAUCCUGCCUGUCACAAGUUUGGGCGAAGUACUCGCACGUGCCAACCGAUACAUUCUGGUCGAAGAAGACAGAGGUAAGAGGAACCCCGAUCAACCUGGUACAGUAGAAAAGGCAUCUGAGAAGGCUCAAGAUUCAAAAGGCAAGGCCGUAGAUGAGUAUUACGAACCGCGCCAACACUACAACAAGGACUUCGCCAGAGGCGAGAAAGGAAGAAAAGCGACGAUGUUCGCUAUCGAUGGGAAAGAACAACCGAACAAGUCCUGGAACAAAUGGCACCGCGAAGCCGAUAAUCCCAGAUUCAAAGGCAAGCGACCGUACUGCGAGUUCCACAGGUUCAACGGACACUCGACUGAGGAGUGCAAAACACUUCAAAUGCUGCUUCUGAAUAAGUACAAAAAAGGUGGCGUCGCUGUAGAACGAGAGCGGAGAAAAGUUGUCACACACAAAGAUAACCAGUAUUGCCUAAGAGACGAACAGCAGCACGACAGACAGCACGAAGAGGAAGCUGUCGCACAGGAUGACCAAGCAUGGGCACAAAAUGACCGAGAACGGGAAGUCGCUCGCUUACCUCCUCCCCUCAAACGGAAUCACGAAGCAGAAGAGCACAAUGAACCACCAGCUCCUCGCCGAAGGAUCAACAUGAUUAUGGGCGGCUUGUCAACAUGCCGCGAUUCUGUUAGAUCAAUCCAAGCCUACUGUCGUGAAACCGAAACAAAGCGCAACAUGCCUUCUCACAGCAACAUGUUCAAGACAUCCACCGUACCAAUUACGUUUACUGAAGAAGACGCGCGCAACGCUAGUCCGAACAAUGACCCACUUGUCGUAGAAAUGGUAAUUGUAGAAAGUUCAGUGACAAGAAUCCUUAUUGACACCGGAAGCUCGGUCAACGUGAUAUUCAAGUAUGUACUGAUCCAGAUGGAGAUUGAUUUGCGCAACACAGUCCAUGAAACGCAGCCUUUGACGGGAUUCGAUGGAGACACCAUCAUGACUAUCGGAACCAUCACACUUCCGAUCUACGUCGGCGGGACGAUGCAAUGCUUUAACUUCGCAAUCGUGGACAAACCCAUCGUCUACAACGUCAUUCUGGGAACACCGUGGCUCCACAAAAGGCGCGCUGUCGCUUCUACGUACCAUCAAUGUGUGAAGUUCCCGAACGCAUACGGAAUCUAUACGCUGCGCGGAGACCCUUUGAUGGCACGAACUUGUUUCAUCAUCGAGAAAAAGAUGUGGAAUGCACGAGCUUUCGUAAUUGCUGAAUCAACUCCACCGCGGGACCCACGCACACCACCUCCAAAAGAGUCCGUGAUUCAAGUCAACAUUGAUUUGUCUGAUCCCAAGCGUUGCGUCGGAAUAGGCGCCGAGUUACCAAUGGCUCUAAGAGACGAGCUCAUCCAGUUUUUGCGCAAAAACGCAACCACAUUCGCGUGGACGAUAGAUCAUAUGACCGGAAUCGAUCCAAGCAUUACCAGCCACGAGCUCAACGUCGACCCGACUUACAAGCCCGUCAAGCAAAAGCGUCGGAAGCUGGGAGCUGAACGCACAACCGCGGUCAAUGAUGAAGUACGGAAGCUACUUGAUGCGGGAUCAAUCACAGAGCUCGUCGAAGCCACAGCAGAAAACGAGUUGUUGUCUUUCAUGGACGCGUUCUCCGGCUACAACCAGAUAAUGAUGCACAAAGAUGAUCGCGAGAAAACUGCAUUCAUUACUGAACAGGGUACCUUCUGCUAUAGAGUCAUGCCCUUCGUACUAAAAAACGCGGGUGCAACGUAUCAGCGAUUAGUGAACCGGAUGUUCGCAAGUCAGCUAGGGAGAACGAUGGAAGUCUACAUUGAUGAUAUGCUCGUCAAAUCAGCUCAGGCCGCAGACCAUGUCGCACACCUAAAACAAUGUUUCGAGAUACUCAACAAGUACAGCAUGAAGCUAAAUCCGGCAAAAUGCACAUUUGGGGUUACUUCCGGGGAAUUCUUGGGAUACCUCGUCACGAAACGUGGCAUAGAAGCUAAUCCGAAACAGAUUUCGGCUAUCAUCAAUCUCCCCUCACCACGGAAUACACGCGAACUCCUCCGCGGAAAUAAACGCUUCGAGUGGGAUGAGAAAUGCGAGCUAGCAUUCACACAGUUGAAAGACUACUUAUCGUCCCCACCAGUCCUGGCCAAACCCGAGCAAGGAGAAACGUUGUAUCUCUACAUCGCCAUCUCCUGUUCAGCUGUAAGUGGUGUGCUCGUCAGAGAGGAUCGUCGAGAGCAACAUCCAAUCUUCUAUGUGAGCAAAACUCUCGAUGGCGCAGAACUUCGGUACCCAACUCUUGAGAAGCUCGCAUAUGCAGUCGUCAUUUCAGCCCGCAAGCUCCGCCCAUACUUCCAAUCACACACUGUUGAAGUCCUGAAAAAUCAGCCGCUGCGCACGAUCCUUCACAGCCCAAGUCAAUCAGGUCGUCUGGCAAAGUGGGCAGUUGAAUUAAGUGAGUACGACAUUGAGUACAAGAAUCACACAUGCGCUAAGUCACAGGUUCUCGCUGAUUUUCUCGUAGAGCUCUCUCCUGAACUCGAAGCUGACACCCCUCCACCCGAUAUAUGGUCUCUUCACGUAGACGGCGCUUCAUCGAAAAUGGGCUCGGGAGCAGGCGUACGCCUAACCUCACCAACAGGUGAAAUCUUGGAACAGUCAUUCCGCCUUGCUUUCACUGCCACAAACAACGAUGCUGAGUAUGAAGCGCUAAUCGCCGGGUUACGUCUCGGAGUCAAAAAGAUACAAGCCUACUGCGAUUCACAGCUGGUCACGCACCAAUUCAGUGGAGACUAUGCAACAAGACACGCGCGCAUGGAUGCUUAUCUGAAAGUCGUCCGCGACCUCUCACAACAGUUCGAGUUCUUUGAGCUCGUCAAGAUCCCACGUAGCGAUAAUGCUCCUGCAGACGCACUCGCAACACUAGCCUCUACAUCGGACCCAGACCUCCGCCGAGUAAUUCCGGUGGAAUGCAUUGAUCAACCAAGUAUUGAUGUCCAACUCCUUGAAGUCGCCCUUUCAACAGAAGCGUCAGCAAACCCGAGCGCUAACUCAGCAAUCGUCUUAGCAGUCACGAGAUCAGCCUCAACGGCCUCAAACGCGAACACUUCCACCACGCCUGUUCCAGCCCCAAUAGCUGUGAAUCCAAGCACUCCAGCAACUCUAGCACCAGCACCUGUUUCCUCCUCGCGAGAUGAUUGGCAAACUGAGAUUAUAGCAUUCAUAGCGGACGGAAUUAUGCCAAAAGACAAGUGGGAAGCAAGACGUCUUCGCGUCAAGAGCGCGCACUACACAAUGUUGGAUGGAAGCUUGUUUCGAUGGGAGGCAAAUGGCGCUCUUCUCAUCUGCGUUAAUACAAAGGACGUCAACGACAUCAUGCGAGAGGUCCACGAAGGCGCCGGAGGUAACCACUCGGGGGGGCGAGCAUUUGCACUUCGAAUUCGCCGCAAUGGGCUAUUCUGGCCAACAAUGGUUGCCGAUUGUACAGCAUUCGCAAGCAAAUGCGAAAAAUGUCAGCGUCAUGCACCCUUCAUCCAUUCCCCGACCGAACUCCUGCGCACAAUGUCACCAUCCUAUCCGUUCAUGCGAUGGGCUAUGGAUAUUGUCGGUCCGCUAACACCAUCUCGUCAAAAGAAGUACCUCCUAAUUAUAACGGAUUAUUUCACUAAGUGGGUGGAAGCAGAGUCGUACGCCUCUCUCGAAGCCAACGAAGUUCAGAAUUUUAUUUGGAAAAACAUCAUAUGCAGGCAUGGACUCCCAUACGAAAUUAUAUGCGACAACAGACCCCAAAUCAUCUCACUCCAGUUCGAAGGAUUCUGCGCUGGCUGGCGAAUACGCCUUAGCAAGUCGACUCCACGAUAUCCGCAGGGCAACGGACAAACAGAAGCCACCAACAAGACAAUUCUCGCUGACAUCAAAAAACGCCUCGACGAAAAGAAGGGACUCUGGGCAGACGAGCUCGACGGCGUUCUAUGGUCUCACAGAACCUCACCGCGGACAUCCACAGGACGAACACCAUUCUCGCUCGUAUACGGCAUGGAGGCCCUCGCACCAGCAGAAGUCGGGAUCCCGACGCUUCGACGCUCUAUGCUAGUCCACGACCCGGAGUUGAACAACAAGAUGUUGUGCGACAGACUACUUUUCCUCGAAGAAGAACGCGACCAGGCACUAUUACGCAUCCAAAACUACCAGCAAGCAGCGGCAAAAUUCUACAACAAAAAGGUCUAG